Mobula hypostoma (lesser devil ray) is the source of this 13157-nucleotide messenger RNA. It is a transcript of the gene ints1, whose product is annotated as integrator complex subunit 1. Bases 498 to 7097 code for a protein of 2199 amino acids. The transcript is spliced from 48 exons. NCBI's taxonomy places the organism in Eukaryota, Metazoa, Chordata, Chondrichthyes, Myliobatiformes, Myliobatidae. Gene Ontology annotation, cellular component: integrator complex. Gene Ontology annotation, biological process: U2 snRNA 3'-end processing. The record is from RefSeq and is a predicted model, not a curated record.
UGCGCGGCAAAAGGUGUCCGCAUGCGACGGGGCCGGGGGAUGAAUUUCGGUGUGGGACGGCUCAGGAACCAGGAGUUGCGACAGCGGCCCAGUGGGCCUGGGAGUCGACAGUUUUGGUGUGGGCUCCGAAUCGGGUUCAGGUGAGGGCGGAGUUUUUGUGCGUCCAUCUCAUCCCGGAGUUCACCCCGGAACUGGUGAAGCUCCUCUAAACGGUGUAGGGGACGGGACCAUCGGCGGACAGGUAAUUUACCCCACGCCGGGGAGAGAUAACGAGUAACCCCGCUCUGGGCAACCUCCCUCGGCAAAACAGCGCAGGUCUAACGCUGGACUAUUGAGGGAACAAGUGCAGGAUAUCCCAUCUAGCAUGAGACAUCGAAGGCGGUGCGGAACACCCUCAACACUGCUCUGGAGCAUCAGCAUAGUUUGUGCUUGACACCCAGCAAGGGACAGUUGUUUCUGAUUCAGCACAAUAAGGAGCAAGAAGCCGUUUAGUCGGGAUGAACCGGCCAAAAGCUGUAGCAAUUCGGCGGCCCAGCAGUGCUAAACCCAGUGGCCAUCCUCCACCUGGAGAUUUUAUAGCCUUGGGCUCAAAGAGUCAGGCCUCUGACACCAAGGCACCUGCUGCACUUCUGAAGCCAACACAGGCAGGACUGCAGUCUGAUCGUAAACGGGAGGGAUCAGCAUCCUUGGCCUCAACCUCUGGCCUUUCAAAGCGUCCGAAGAUCUCUUCCACACCACCACUGAGUGCGCUAGGGCGCCUGGCAGAAGCAGCAGUCGCUGAGAAACGAGCCAUUUCUCCUUCAAUUAAGGAGCCGUCUGUUGUACCAAUCGAAGUCCCGCCAGCGACAUUGUUGGAUGAGAUAGAGGCAGCAGAGCUGGAAGGAAAUGAUGACCGCAUUGAAGGGCUGCUUUGUGGAGCAGUGAAGCAGAUGAAACUCAAUCGGGUGAAGCCAGACGCAACGCUCUUUCUCAGCCUGAUGUAUUUGGCCAAAAUCAAACCCAAUGUCUUUGCUACAGAAGGUGUUAUUGAGGCCCUUUGCAGUUUGCUCCGACGAGAUGCUUCUAUUAAUUUCAAAACGAAAGGCAACAGUUUGGUUUCUGUGCUUACUUGUAAUCUCCUCAUGGCAGCCUACGAGGAAGAUGAGAACUGGCCUGAAAUCUUUGUCAAGGUGUAUAUUGAGGACUCCCUUGGUGAGCGUAUUUGGGUGGACAGUCCCCAGUGCAAGACCUUUGUUGAAAAUAUUCAGACUGCUUUUAACACAAAGAUGUCUCCAAAAAGCAUGUUGCUGCAGGCGGACGGGGGCAGGAUUGGCAGUGAUCUCAGUGCAGGUGGGAGUCCACAUCCAUCUACGCCAGACGAUGAUGAUAAUCAAGCUGAGCUGCUUAUUGCAGAAGAGAAACUGAGUCCAGACAUCGAGGCAGGUCAGGUGAUGCCCAGGUAUGAGGACUUGGCCGAGAGUGUGGAAGAUUAUGUUAUUGACAUGCUUCGUGAUCAGCUCAACCGGCGUCAGCCCAUGGAUAACGUAUCACGGAAUCUGCUACGGUUGCUCACUGCUACCUGUGGUUAUAAGGAAGUUCGCCUGAUGGCUGUUCAGCGGCUAGAAAUGUGGCUGCAGAACCCAAAGCUGACCCGUCCAGCUCAGGACCUGCUGAUGUCAGUCUGCACCAACUGCUGCUCACAUGGUACAGAGGACAUGGAGGUUAUGUCGAACCUCAUCAAAAUCCGUCUGAAGCCCAAAGUUUUGCUGAAUCAUUACAUGCUCUGCAUAAAGGAAUUGCUGAAUGCCCAUCGAGAUAACCUGGGAACACUAGUGAAGUUUGUCAUUUUUAAUGAGCUGUCAAAUGCACGGAACCCAAACAACAUGCAAGUCCUUUACACAGUGCUGCAGCACAAUCCUGAACUAGCCCCCAAGUAUCUAGCUAUGGUGUUCCAGGAUCUGCUAACCAAUAAAGAUGAUUAUCUUCGAGCAUCUCGAGCUUUGCUGCGGGAAAUUAUUAAACAAACUAAACACGAGAUCAACUUUCCUUCCUUUUGUCUGGGCCUGAUGCAGGAGCGGAAGGAGCAGACAUAUCUAGAUAUGGAGUUUAAGGAGCGCUUUGUGAUUCAGGUGACGGACCUGUUGACCCUGUCAAUGAUGCUCGGGAUUACAGCUCAAGUGAAGGAAGCAGGGCUUGCUUGGGACAAAGGCGAGAAAAAGAACCUGGAAGGGCUGCGUGCGUUUCAGACUCAGAUUGCAACCAUCCAGCGAGAUGCGGUGUGGUGGUUACACACAGUGGUACCAACUGUCUGCAAGCUGAAUCCCAAGGAUUACAUCCAUUGUUUGCAUAAGGUGCUUUUCACCGAGCAGCCAGAGACAUACUACAAAUGGGAUAACUGGCCUCCAGAGAGUGACCGCAAUUUCUUUCUCCGGCUGUGCUCUGAGGUCCCACUCUUGGAGGAUACCCUGAUGCGGAUCCUGGUCAUUGGAUUGUCACGGGACUUGGCUCUAGGGCCGGCUGAUGCCAUGGAAUUAGCUGACCACCUGGUGAAACGAGCUGCAUUAGUGCAGGCUGACGAUCUAGAAGUUCUUCACGUGGAGAGGGUUCAGCUGAUUGACGCAGUUCUAAAUCUGUGCACCUAUCACCACCCUGAAAACAUUCAGCUACCUCCUGGGUACCAGCCCCCUGCCCUGGCUAUUUCCUCCUUAUAUUGGAAGGCUUGGCUAUUACUGUUAGUUGUAAAUGCCUUCAAUCCACAAAAUAUCGGUCUGGCUGCAUGGGAAGGUUACCCCACCCUGAAGAUGUUCAUGGAAAUGGUGAUGACAAACAACUUCUCUUACCCUCAAUGCACUGUGACCGAUGAGGAAACCAGAACUGAAAUGAUUACUCGUGAACUACAGAUGUCACAGAGAGAGAAGCAGGAGAUUUUGGCUUUUGAGAGCCACCUGGCUGCUGCAUCAACAAAGCAGACCAUCACAGAAAGUAACAGCCUGCUGCUGUCACAGCUGACCAGCCUUGAACCACAGGGCCCCCCUCGCCGUCCACCUCCACAUGUUCUCGAGCAGCUGAAGAGCUUAAAUCAGUCCCUUCGCCUUGGCCACCUGCUGUGUCGUAGUCGCCAUCCUGACUUCCUGUUAAACAUCAUUCAGAGGCAGGCUUCGUCUCAAUCCAUGCCCUGGUUAGCAGAUCUGGUACAGUCUAGUGAAGGGUCCUUGGAUGUGCUGCCUGUCCAAUGCCUGUGUGAGUUUCUGCUUCAUGAUGCAGCUGACGAGGUGGCCUCCACAGAGGAGGAAGAUGAGGGAGAAAGCAAAGAGCAGCGGGCUAAGAAACGACAGAGACAACAGAAACAACGGCAGCUUCUGGGCCGUCUGCAGGACCUCCUGUUGGGUACCAAAGCUGAUGAACAAACGACCUGUGAAGUACUGGAUUACUUCCUGAGACGCCUUAGCUCUCCACAAGUCGCCUCUCGUGUUCUAGCCAUGAAGGGAUUGUCUCUGGUACUGACUGACUCUGAGAGCAGUCUGCGGGAUGCGGAUGAGCGAGACCAAAUGAUAGAAGAGGACUCGAGUGAUAGUGAGCCGCUCCCUGGAUAUCAGUGGCUGCUGCGGGAUCUUCCCAAACUGCCCCUGUUCAGCAGUGUCUGUAAGAUGACUUCCUUGGCACUGCAGCAGGCAAUUCAUGUGGAGACUGAUCCCCAAACCAUCAGUGCUUAUGUUAUUUAUUUGUCACAACAUGCUCCAGUAGAGGAACAGGCUCAGCAUAAUGACCUUGCUCUGGAUGUUGCUCGUUUAAUUGUGGAGAGGUCCACGAUCAUGACCCACCUCUUUGCCAAGCACUCCUACAGAACAGAGUGUGAGUCUGUGCUGGUGGCACUAAUUGCCAUCUUCUCUCGGUACGUGAAGCGCAUGCGAAAGACAAAGGAGGAUGAAGAGGUGUACAGCUGGUCUGAGUCCCAGGACCAGGUUUUCCUGCGCUGGACUACUGGGGAGACAGCUACCAUGCAUAUUCUGGUGGUUCAUGCUAUGGUCAUCCUCCUGACAUUGGGUCCUCCUCAAGGUGACAGUGAUUUCUACCACCUUCUUGACGUGUGGUUUCCUGACAAGAAACCACUCCCCACGGCAUUUCUAGUCGAUACUUCAGAAGAAGCACUGCUUCUCCCUGACUGGCUGAAACUCCGGAUGAUCCGCUCAGAAGUGUCUCGAUUGGUAGAUGCCGCUCUCCAAGAUUUGGAGCCCCAGCAGCUGAUCCUGUUUGUCCAGUCCUUUGGAAUACCCGUCUCCAGCAUGAGCAAGCUCCUGCAGUACCUGGACCAGGCUGUGUCUCACGAUCCUCAGACACUUGAACAGAACAUAAUGGACAAAAACUACAUGGCCCACCUGGUGGAAGUACAACAUGAGAGGGGAGCAACUGGUGGCCACACUUUCCACACUCUGCUUACCACCUCAGUGCCUCCAAGCAGAGAAAAUGAAGACCACAACAGACAGAACUCAAACAAUACAGCACCGCAGUGUCCCAUCCGAAUCAGGGGGCCAACGCAGAUUCCUGUAAUUGGGCCAGAUGAAGAUUUAGCUGGGCUCUUUCUUCAGCUUUUCCCCAUGAAUCCUGACCCAAGAUGGAAGAACACAAGCAGUCGCUCAAUCUCGCUGAUGUUACAGCACACACUGGCUCAGGAGUUGAGUCGUGCCCACCAGGGGAAGGCCGAGGAGACUGGAAUUGCUAUUCGUCUGCUCCAAGCUGUGUCUGCACUGCUGAACUCCCCACAUGGCAGGGCCUUUGUCUUAUCCAUGCAGAGGAAUUAUGUCAUCUCCUGUCCUUUAAUGAGACAACUUUACCAGUAUCAGAAAAUCAAGCCCCAGGACUCUGUUGCUGUGUCCCUGUUCUACAACGUGGUGAUGCAGCUCCGGACAUGGCUAGAGAAUUCGGCGACAGAAGACAGUCCUCUUCGAGCACUACUGAAAUCACUGGCUGCUCAAUGCUCGCUGAAGCACAGAACGGGCGAUGUACGAGCCAACUUCAGGCACCUAGCUGAGCAGCUGAGCUAUCGGCAAGACCAGGAGCUGAUCGAUUCAGCAGUACAAGCAAUAAUGUCGGCUCUGAAAACCGGGGAGGCAUGCAACGUGGAGCCAGAGUUGAUGGGAAGAGUAUUAAAGGGUUUAAUUGAGAUGCGGUCUCCCUACCUGGAAGAACUAUUGACAUUAGUCCUCACCACCAGCCCAGAAGUGGCCACACAGCACACAGCCAUGGAUCCAGUGGCUCUGAUAACCACACUUCUUCAUCAAGAAGGAGAAGAGUCAGUGGUAAAGAUGGAGGUCGAUGGCAACAGUGUGGAGCAGACGAAGCCCGUUUCAGCAUCUGGGUUACUGAUUGACUGGUUUGAGUUGCUGGACCCUGAAGUCAUAUCCUGUUGUCCUGAACAACAGCAGAAGCUCCUGUUUGCUGACCAUAAGACCACAGGUCAGCAAGGAUCGCAGCUGCUUUCAUUCCGACCCUAUCUUCUAGCUGUUCUCAUUCACCAGUCAAACUGGACAACGGUACAUCGGUGCAUCAGCACUCUACUGAGUAACCAAGAGGGACUCAGGCUUGACCCUACAGCAACCCUAGAUUUUCUCUGGGCCUGUGUGCACAUUCCAAGGAUCUGGCAAGGACGUGACCAAAGAACCCCACAGAAACAUACCAAGGAAUACGUCCUGUGUCUGAAGAAGAGUGAGCUUAUCAGCCUGGUGGAUAUUGUCCUUUUGGAGUCUGAAGCCAAGAUCUGCACUGCGACUCACAAUAAGAAACCUGCUGAUGAUAUUACGGGAACCCUCAUCCGAUGUCGAAUUCCCCUGUUGCUCAAUUGUUGCCAUGGUGAUUUGGAUAACAUCAAGAAAGUGACAGAUUAUCUAAUCAGUUGCAUCAAACAAAGGGGUGAAAGCAGUGUGAUGGGCAAGUGUUGUCAGAGCCUGUUGCUUCAGAUUUACUUCCAGGUCCCAGAGGUUAUCCGCCACGUGAAUCUUCCAGAGUGUGUGCUGAGCAGUGAAAGCACCAGUGAUGGAAGUACCUGCAAGCUGGAUGCACUAGUUCAUCGGUUGCUCACGUUACUUGCAGACACCAGUGACACAAGGACAUCAGAGAAUCGCACUGCUGAUGCCAACAUGGCGUGCCGAAAGCUGGCGGUGGCACAUCCGGUUCUAUUGCUUCGACACUUACCAAUGAUUGCUGCUUUGUUGCAUGGACGAGUUCAUUUGAAUUUCCAGGAGUUCCGUCAGCAGAAUCAUUUGACCUUCUUCCUGCAUGUUCUGGGGAUCUUGGAGCUACUACAGCCAUACUUGUUUCAGAGUGAACACCAGGGGGCAAUGCAGGACUGUCUGCUCUCCUUCAUAUUACUCUUGGAGAACUAUGGAAAAUACUCCAGACUGCUUGCUUCCUUCAUCAACAAGUUUGUGCACUUUAUUCACAAGUUUAUUACCUUCAAUGCAACAGCAGCUGUCCCAUUCCUUCAGAAGCAUUCAGAUGUUCUCCAUUAUCUGUCACGGGAGUACCCAGAGAUGGCGCUGCUUAAGUCUUUGCUGGCUGGUUUAACACUCCCAACACGGACUGGGCUUGUUGAGGAGAAUGUAGAGGAUGAGGAUGGGGAGGAAGAAACGUCCAGCUCACUCCCACUGGUCAGUUUCUCUGCCAUGACUCCAUUGACUUCAGCUGAAGUGGCACCGUUCCUUCAAAAGAUUGCAAGAGCUCGUGCUCUAGAAGACACUCUGGAAGUCCUGAACGAUAUUGAUGAGAUGUCAAAGCGUCGAGUUGAGGUCCUCUCUUUCUUUGCUAAUGAUCUCCAGCGUCUGAUGAGUUCACCUGAGGAACUUUCACGGAACAUCGCAUUUGACUUGGCCUUGAGGAGUAUCCAGCACGAUCCACGUGUUGCUGCUGACUUUCUCCCAACAUUCUUGUACUGUCUUGGCUGUGGAAAUUAUGAUGUGGUGCAGACAGCCCUGAAGAAUCUUCCUGAUUACACACUACUCUGCCAAGAGCAUGCAGGUGUUCUCUUGCACAAGGCUUUCUUGGUUGGGAUGUAUAGCCAGCUUGACACAAGUCCACAGAUUGCAGAAGCCAUGAAAGUUCUACACAUGGAAGCCACAACUUAAGGACCAAGCAUUGUUAAAGUGAUGCCUUAUUGAUACAGCAAGAAGUAUUGGAAGAAGACUUGACGGUGGACGUACUUUUCAUACAAUGCCGUUGAUCUUCUAAUAUUUUUCACAUGAAGAAGUCAAACUAUUCAAGAUGAUGCUGCACAGGAUUAUUUCCCAAGAACAUAAACAACUGAGAAUUAGACGAUUUGAACAUUGCUUUUCUUGCAUAACGAUAGUCACUGCACUUCAGUUCAUCAUAUGAAGAUCUUUAUGAUGAGGAGGUGCACAGAAGUGAAAUACAACAAAUCUUUCAGUUUCUCAAUUCUGAUUUUUCCUUACUCUCACUCAUGCACAGUUUGCCCAACUUCAGUUGAAAUGCUCCAAAUAAAUGUCAGGUGAAAUGGAAGCCAUUAUGUACAAUUCUGAGCAGCCAAGAGGUUUGCUAGUCCAACAAGAAACAUAGCACAAAGCUGAAUUCCAACCUCCCAUCAUACUUGAAGAUGAGGCUUGCAGAUGCAAAUGCAUAGCCAGACAUUUAGUCACUGAACCCAUUACUAUUGUAACCAGGACUCAGUAGUGUUGUCUUAAAAUUGGGAAACAAUUGGGUGAAAGCCAUCAGAGUUUACUUGUCUUAUUGGUUCUAUUGGGCUCCUUGGGAUAAUUCUGUGGAUUGAAUAAGAUCUUGUGAAUGCAUGGGACUGUGAGAUUCCACAGUCAGGACCCACAUAUAAUGCUUCCCUGAUGUUCUGUGAAAGCAUUGUGCUUUUGUUGAGUUUUUUUUAUAUAAAAUAAAUAUUUGACAAAAAUAUUAGAUAUGUUUGCUGUUGUGAUACAAACUGAGCAGGAUAAACUGUCCAAAUGACCAGCAGCAGGUGAAACUGUUGGGAAGAGUUUUUGUAGGUGGUUCUCCAAGCUAUUUCUAAUUCUUGGGAAUUAACCUUGUAAAUGAAGAAGAGACUCGGAACCUUCUAAUACUUGUCAUGACUGAAGAAGACAUUCUGUUUUCAGCAUGUCAAAUACUGCUGAGUAUUUGGAAUCCUGGGAACAAUUUUCAGCUUUGUAUCAAAGAAAAGAUGUGCAGCCCUGGAGAGAGUUGAGAGGAGGCUCACAAAACUGAUCCCAGGAAUGAAAGACUUAACCUAUUUAAUUUCUCUGAGCUGGUGUUUGUCAGAUUUCAGAAGGAUGAGGGGGCGAUCUCAUUGAAGCCUACCGAGUACUGAAAGGCUGAAUAGAAUGGACAUGGAGAGGGUGUUUCCAUUAGUAGGAGAGUCUAGGGUCUGAGGGUACAGACUCAAAAUAAAGGGAUGUCUCUUUAAAAUUGAGAUGCGGAGCGAUUUCUUCAGCCAGAUGGUGAAUUUGCUGAAUUCGUUGCCACAGAAGGCUGUGGAGGCAAAGUUAAUUGGGUUUAUUUAAGGCAGAGAUUGAUAGUUCUUGAUUGGUAAGGGGGUUAAGGAUUAUGUAGGAGAAUGGGAUUGAAAUAUCUACUAUAGGAGCAAAAGAAAAAUUCUGCCCCUAUAUCUUAUGGUCUAUGUUACAGAUUCAUAAAACGUGGAGAGCCCAUUUAGCCCCCAUGAUCAUGUUAUCAGAGGGACCUCAUCAAUAUUAGUCACUUGGCCCAAUGUCUUUUGUGUUUUAAUGUGUUUGAUUCUAUUGUGAAGGUCUGUGAAUGUAGUCACUCAGGCAUUAAUGUUGCAGUCAUGCAUUUCCUUUACUAGUUAUCACAUUUUCUUUAAGUCAGUACCCAAAUAAUCAAAUAACCUGUCCCCAAGUAAACACUUCCCUCUUUUUCCUGUAGAUUAUCCUUCAAUUACUUUUAACCCUUUGUUGUUUCCCUACAAUUUUUCUUCUCAAUUUUUGCAACCAAGGAUGUUCCAGAUCACUUACAUAAACCUGUUCUGAAACUUGUGGGACUAAAGACGGACGCAAUGAUCUGCACCCAAGAGUUUGAAAGGAGGUGGUUGCAGAGAUAAUGGACCCAUUGGAUGAUUUUUUUUAACUCACUAAAUUCCAGGAAGUUACGAGAGGUUUGGAAAAAAGACAAUAUGACUCCCUCAUUCAACAACAAAGGCAGACAAGGUGAUAAGCAUACACCAGUUAGUUUAACAUCUGUUGUUGACAACUUGCUAGAGUCAAUAGUAUUUGAUAAUUUACCAUUUAUGACAGCUGAAUGUAAUCAAAUCUGAAUGACAUCAUUUUAUGAAAGGUAAUUCAUGUUUGACAAAUUUGUUCAAGUUCUUUGAAGGACAGUUGACAGAGGGGAACGUGUAGAUGGUAGUGUAUUUAAGUUCACAAAAGGCAUUUAACAAGGUGCCAUAUAGAGGCUGGUAUGUAAUGAAGAGCCCAAGGAAAUGGAGGAAGUGUGCUACCAUGGAUUGUAAGCUGGCUGCCACAGGCAAAACUAGAGUUGGAAUAAAUUAAUUCUUUUAAAACUGGAGGAAUGUAAUUAGUUAAGUUCCCAAGGAUUGGUUCUUACUCCCUCAUUUACUUUUUACAUCGCGACUUGGAGGAGAAAACGAAAUAUGAGAUUUCCAAGUUUUGCCAAUGAAAUGAAAGUGGUGUAAGGGUGUGUUGUGAUGAGGACAUUGUAAUUCUGCAAUGGGAUAUAAAUAGAGUGAUAGGGCAAAGCCUGGCAAAAAAAUUUAAUGUGGGGAAGCAUGAAAUCAUGCACUUCAUUGAGAGGAAUCAGAAGGCAGAUUAUUGUCUACCUCGGGGCUUCCCAGCAUUUUCUUGUGACUUGGACCAAUACCAUUAAGCAAGGGGUCCGUGGGCACUAGGUUGGGAGCCCCUGCUCUAAGUGGAGAGAAGCUGUAAGUGAGUGCUGUUCAAUGGUAUUUAGAAGUACUGAGCAUGAAUAAUUAAAUGUAAGCAGUCAGUUCCUACCGAAGGUAAAUAGUGCAUUGGCCUUUAUUACAAAAGGAUUGGAGUUUAUGAAUGGGGAGUUUUUGUUACAGUACAAGAUUUUGGACAGGUGAGGCCACUAUGCACAGUAUUGGUCCUCAAACUUGUGGACAGUGUACAGCAGGGUUCCUCACGGGUUCAGCAAAACCCGAAGGUUCUGUGAGGUCGCUAGAGCUUCCGCGGGAGGUCGUGAUUUUAAAAAAUAAACAUCAUUUUUUGAACUUUGCAUUAAUGCAUGAUGCUAGCGCUCUCAUUGACUGAGUAGUCCCAUUAGCAAUCUCGUGAAGAGGUCUCUCAGCCCAGUAUGGCAGUGCACAGUUGGACCACGUUUAUUUGGUUGAGUCCAUUUGUCAGUUUUUAACACAAGAUGGUCAAGCCUUUGAUAAUUGGUGAGUACUAAUGCACAGAGGCAAGGACAGUAGGCUGAUAGUUGGUGAGCACUGUAUUGCACGGAGGUGAGGACGGUAGGCUGAUAAUUGGUGAGCACUGUACUGCACAGAGGGGAGGAUGGUAUGUGUUUUCCAAGCAUUGAAUGGACUUGCCCAACUUGGGCUGUAACAUCAGCCUGUCCUUCCCAAAUUACCUCACCCAACUUCCCUUUACACACCUUCGACUGACUUAUGGGAGUGAGCAAGUUAUCAAUGUAGUAGAAAAUUGGAGGGAAAUUUUCAUUCUAAAGAUGGUCUAGUGUGGUGAAGAACUGCAGAACAAAAUUGGACAGUAUUUUUCCUCCUUUUCAACACGUGUAUGACUGGGUGAGGGACUAUUUCUCUUAAUCUUCUGCUCAGCCUGACAACUUGACUUUGGGAGAAGAGGAAGAGCCUUGUGAGCUGCACUCUGAUCAUAUACUCAGGAUGAGAUUUACUGAUCUCUCUCUGGACAAGUUCUGGAAUUCUGUGGGGGAAAGCUUUUUCUUGUUUAACAAGCAUCAGGAACAAGGAUAAAAAUCUUCUCAUUUCAGUUGAAAGUGAAAUCUGUGGGUGCUUCUCUCAAGUUCAACCCAGAAUUGAGAGAUGUAUUAUGUUUGUCUUAUGAGCUUUUAAAAUGUAUGAAAGGGAAUGAAAAGAGAUUAAUUUCAAGAAAGAUGAGCUAAAAAUAAUUCUCUACUCGAAACAGCAUUGACAACUAUUUUUGGAUUAUUAUAUCUACAACCUACUAAUCACACUAAUGUACCCUGAGCUGUACAGAUAAUAUUUUUUAGACAGGAAUUCCCUGAGACCUGAGAAUUAUUUCGAGGGUUGCCCCAGGACAUAACAUUUGAGAAAGGCUGGUGUAGAGGGUUGUCAAAGGAUACAGCAGAAUAUGGAUCAGUUACAGAUACGGGCAGAGAAAUGGCACAUUGGUUUUAUUCUGUGCAAUGUGAGGUGUUGUAUUUUGGCACAUCCAAUGUAAGGAUGAAAUAUGCUCUUACUGGCAGGACCCUUAACAGGAUCGAUAUACAGAAGGACUUGGGCCUUAAAUCCGUAGCUCACUGAAAAUAGCCAUGGUUGUCUUCAUUGGUUGGGUCAUUGAGUACAAGAAUAAGAAAGUUAUGUCGCAGCUAUAUAAAAGUUUGGUUAGGCUGCGCUUGGAGUAUUGUGUGCAAUUCUGGUUGCCCCAUUACAGGAAAGGUGAGAAGGCUUUGGAGUGGAUGCAGAAGAUGUCGACCAGGAUGCUACCUGAUUAUGAGCUAUAAAGAGAUGUUGAACGAACUUGGGUUUUUACUGUGGAGUGUUGAGGGGAGGCUGAGCGAAGGCCUAAUAAGAUUUUAAGAGACAUAGACAGGGUAGACAGAAUCAUUUUUCUCUCAGGGCAGAAAUGUCAAGUACUUGAGGGUAUGCAUUUAAGGCAAGAGGAAACAAGUUUACAAUGAUGGGUGACUAGAACAGGCUGCAGGGAAGAGUGGUGGAAAAAGAUAUGAUAGUAGUGCUAAGGGGCUGUCAGAUGCCUGAAUGUGCAGGGAAUGGAAGGAUAUGGAUCAGGUACAGGCAGAAACAAAUUAGUUUAAUUCGGCAUUGUAUUGGUUGCAGACAUUGUGAGCUGAAAAACCUGUACUGAGCUGUUCUAUGUUAACUUAAAAUGGGUAUAGCAGCACUGGAGAUGGUAUAAAGGAGAUUCACCACUUAAUUUCCUGGGACAAGGGUUGGCGCAUAAGAAGGGAGUAGACAGUUUACAUUUGUAUUCCCUGCAGUUUCAAAGAAUGAGGGAUGACCUUUUUCAGAUAUAUAAGGCCUGGGGUCGAAAUCUUUUUUAUGCCAUGGACCAAUACCAUUAAGCAAAGGUCUGUGGACCCCAGUUUGGGAAUCCCUGCCCAAAGGGAACUUUUCCCUGGUGAGAGAAUCUUAAACAAGGGGACAUUGCUGUAAAACAAACUCAGUCAUUCAAAACUGAGGAGUAGACUUCUCUUGGAAAGUAGUGAAUCUCUGCAGUCCUCUGGUCCGAGAAUAGUGGAGGCCAAAUCAUUAGAGCCCUUAUGGUGCAGAUAGAUGAGUAUUUGAAAGAUUGAGGUACUGAGAACUAGCAAGAAAGGAUAAUUGUCAACAUAGAUCAAUAUCUGAAGCUUAACUCCUAAUGAAAUGUGGUGCUGCUGUAAGAUUCUACUGCUUUCCUUUGCAACUGGCAAACUUCAGAAUGCCCAAAUACAAGCCAUCACCAGCAAUGAAGAAGUGGAGUGAUUUACUUAAUGUGAUGCAGGUAGAAUCCAUUUAGUCUGCAGGGUCCCUCCUUGUUUUCAGCACAGAAUUCCCCUUUUUUUUGUUCUUAGUGACAUUCUCUCUUACCUACCCAGCAACUGCUCAUUGAUUUUCUUUUGCCAUUUACCUACACCAGUCACCAAUUAACAUGCCAGUGCACCUUUAGAAUAUGGGAGGAAACCAGAGCACCCAGAGAAAACCCAUACAGUAACAGGAAGAACGUGCAAACUCCGCAGAGUUGGGAUCUGAGGUCAGGAUUGAACCCACGUUACAGGAGCUGUGAGGGAGUGGCACAACCUGCUACAACUGUGAAGUGCUCUCAGAACCAAUUGUUGUAGAUUGCAAAUCGAACAAGUUGUGAUAACAUAGGGGAACAGUGUUAUGAGUGCUGUAGUUUGCACAAAAAGGUUCAGAACCAAAAGAAGUAGAUGCCUGGUAACUGAUUUCUGUGACACUACAUUGUUAAGCACCAUGUGAUUCAAGUUUUCAUUUUUCAAAAAUAAAA